Messenger RNA from Vespa crabro (European hornet), 3100 nucleotides. It is a transcript of the gene Slob, whose product is annotated as slowpoke-binding protein. The record is from RefSeq and is a predicted model, not a curated record. The coding region runs from base 780 to 2171 and encodes 463 amino acids. The transcript is spliced from 9 exons. Lineage: Eukaryota; Metazoa; Arthropoda; Insecta; Hymenoptera; Vespidae.
UUAUCGUCCCUGUAUUUAUCUUUUUAUUUUAUUUUAUCGUAUUUUUGAUAUUUUUUUAUUUUAUCGUCUCUCGAACAAAUCAAUGAUUCUUUGAACACGUGUGUGAAUCAGCAAACCUGGGACAUAUGUAUUAAUAUAUGAUAAAGGUGAUUCACUUUUAUCCAUUCGAUUCGAGAUUACACUUUAGCCUAUUAUUUAUACACAUAUAUAUAUAUAUAUAUAUAUAUCACUCGUAUAUAUGUACAUAUAUCUUUACUUUGCCGCAUAGUUUCUUUUUAAAUUCGUUUAGUUUAUAUUUUUCCUUAAAAAUGUAUAAUAAUAAAAAUAUCCUUUCAUCUGAUCGGAUAGGAAGAUCCACGUAUUGGUUAUUCAAUAACAGCCUGACACCGUAAGGUAUUGUUCGAAUCGCUAGCUGAUAGAAGCUUAUUCUUAGAAGAUCGUGCCAGCUAUUGAGAUUAUCGUCGUUUUUCAUCUCAUCCCCGAUCUCAUUGUCUUUUCUCUCAAGUAUAUUUCAAGAAGAUUUAUCCGUGUCUAUCCAUUUAUCGAUUAUACAUAUAUACCUUUGGUACAAAGUUUGUUUUCUUCCUUGAUCGUCUCGUUGCCAUACUAAGAAGAACCCAUCAAAAUAAAUACUAUAAAUAAUUGUUUACAAAUAGAUCAUACAAUCGUUAAUUCAGUUUAAUCGUAUCCUUAGCACUGUAUAUUACAUAUCCCUCGAAUUUAAUUCAUAAGACAAAUUUGUUAAAUUUAACGUUUAAGAAAUAAACGUAUGAUAUUCCAUGGAAAAUGUUCAUCGUCCAUGCGAACAAAAUACAAGGGUUAGAAUAUUUAGAAAACCAAUUGCGGAAUCGCGAAGUCGCAGAGCAGCAUGGCAUAGUAAUAAAGAUAAUGCGCGUCGUCCACUUCGUAACUCUUGCUUCGCAAAUCUAAUCUGCUUCUGGCAACGCUUAAGAACUGAUCCAACGGGAUUAGCGAGCGAAAGCAUAGAGAUAGAAAUAGAAAAACGUCUAGACGACGGCGAUGAAGAAGUGGACAGAAAUGGACGACACCACUACACCGCACUAGGUCACGGACCGUCCGCUUGCGAGGACGUCGGCGAAUACGUGGAAAUGGAGAAAAGAUCCAGAGAUCGUGCUUUAUCAAUUUGUCAGACUUAUAUCCAACGAACCUCUCGAUAUACUCUCAUCAAGCAGCUCAACAACAUCGGAUCGAGAGUGGACAAGCACUGGUUCGCCGUAAGAGAUACUUCGCUCAAAACCGAUAGGCUCAUCACUUUGAUGCCCUUGAAUAGAAAUUGUCCAUUGAGUAUCUGUCCUUCGACGAAAGACAUAUUAAAUAAUUUGUUUCUCGCACUACAGCAUCCAUACAUUUGUCCUAUAUUCGGUCUAGAAUUUCUCGAGUACGAGGAACUCAAUUACGUUGUUUUAAUCCAGCCUAUCAAUCACGGUAGCCUGAAGGAUCUUAUAUAUGGCAUCGAAAGGAAUUGCUGGAACGAUGAUUGGAGUCAAAAGUAUGCUUCUCGUGGUAAAGGUCUACCCUUAUCACAGAUCCAACAGAUGGGUAGGCAGAUAUUGGAAGCUUUAGUGUUCCUUAAGGAAAGAGGAUUUCCUGUAGUCGCUCAUUUACAUUCUGGGAACGUCGUUGUACAAAAUGGCGUUGCUCGUCUCGCUGGUCUCGAAAACACCCUUUUAGGUUUCAAAAGCAGGAUACAUCCUAUAGUGACAUCUCGAUUGACGAAAACGAGCACGGUGGACGUGAUAUGUUUUGGUCACAUGUUGUUCGAAAUGUGCGCCGGUUACGAAUUAUGUUCCUUCAAGCCAACCGCUGCGCAUCUCUCGGAUAUCGAGACAUAUCCACAGGUCAUCGAAUUACUUGAGAUAAUAUUUGAUGAGUCUAGAAAUCGGUAUCCGAGUAUAGAAGAACUUCUCAUUCAUGAUCUCUUCAGGAACAUAGACCUUCGGGAAAUGCGCUGUGCGCCCGUUACGAUAUUUCGUCCUGCCUUAACACCCUCUAUAAUCAAUUUUCUGGAUGGUAUCAAACGACAAAGUUUAGGUAAAAGAUUUACGAACUUAGAUUCGGAAAAUAUGAUAUCAUUGAAAAGUCCUGAAGCCGAAUACGAGGAUUCGCUUCUUGUCCAAAUAUACAACGAACUAUCUAACACGACCAUAUAAUAGGGGAACAAUUUUUUCGUCUUAUACACAUUCGUAAUUUUACUACUAACAAUAAGUGCCAAAAAAAAAAUUAUAUAUAUAUAUAUAUAAUGAAAAGAAAGUGUAUAAUGUAAAAUGUUAAUGAUACAUCCUGGAACAUCUAGCAGAGUUGACGCACGUGAAAGUGUAACAAGAACGAUAUUUUGAUAAAUUAUUCUAAGCUUACAUUGAUAUUUAACAAUUCUUUUUCGAAUAAUACGAAAAUCACACGGAAUUUUCAAUGGGUGCUUUUAAAACCUAUUUAUCUUAUAAACGAUAUAUAAAAAUUUGUUUAUGUACAUUUUAUGUAUUAGAUAUCAUAUUGACUUUCAAAUUGUAAUCGAUUCAAAUAUUAUCGGAUGUUAUGCAGCAUCUCAUUCUCAUAAAUUUUACCCAACAUCCUUAUUAUAGCAUGGAUCUAACACAGGGUGGAUUUUUAGGACUAAAUUAUUUAGAUGAUUAAUACGUCGUUCAAAAGAUUCUAAAAAAUUAGUAAUAUCCAAUAUUUUGUGCCAAUUGAAAGAACGCGAAUUGAUAAAUUUUUAAUAGAGAUUUCUUUGUCGCUAAUGUAAUUUAUCAUAGAAAUUUAUGUUCCAAUUCGAUUUUAUAUUUAGCGACAUGACAUAGUGCCUGGAUGUUUAGUAUUUAUUUCAUAUGUACCUAAGAGCUACCCAAAAACCCAAGUUACUAAUUAUAAGAACGCUGUUACUGAUAGGCUCACUGCUGACAAAUAUAAAUUUGUUCAUUUAACAUCUGUUUAAUAUCAUGUAUUAUUAAAGAAACAAAGUAAAUAAUACAUCUUGUAUAUAGAGAAAUAAUGUGAAAGCAAGAUAUUAACUUGCGCAAAUACAAAAUAACAAUGUUGUAUAAAUUCUUCCAAUCAUUAAACAGAACACGUGAAAGUAUUGAAA